AUGAAGGUCCUCUUUCUGUUUGCCGUUCUCCACUGUCUGGUCCCCAGGACCUCGGGGGAUAUUCCGCCUGGAAUCCGAAAUACUAUCUGCCUUUUGCGCCAUGGGACCUGCAGGCUUUUUUUCUGCCGUUCUGGUGAGAAAAAGGGGGACAUCUGCUCGGAUCCUUGGAACAGGUGCUGCCUAUCCCCAGACGCGGAGACCUGA
This is a messenger RNA of Phyllostomus hastatus (greater spear-nosed bat), 204 nucleotides long. RefSeq names its product sperm-associated antigen 11-like. The record is from RefSeq and is a predicted model, not a curated record. The transcript is spliced from 2 exons. Gene Ontology annotation, cellular component: extracellular region. Gene Ontology annotation, biological process: antimicrobial humoral immune response mediated by antimicrobial peptide. Lineage: Eukaryota; Metazoa; Chordata; Mammalia; Chiroptera; Phyllostomidae. The coding region runs from base 1 to 204 and encodes 67 amino acids.